UCAUUUCACAUUUAACAGGCUCCAGUUCAGAGACUCUGACAGUUAAUAGCUGAGAAGGGGCAGAAAAAGACUCAAGGACAAUGGCUGAAAUCAGAUGGAUUAAAACGUCUUCAUUUCUGAUGCUGCUGCUUCACUUUACAGCAGCAGUGACUGGACAACAUUCCCUCAGCUUUGUUGUCAGAGUUGGAGGUGAAGUGUCUUUGAUUUGUGAAAAUGUGAUAGAUGGUCAGGACAAAUGUGACGGCACUACAUGGCUCUUCAUUGGUACAGGAAGCACAGCACCAGUACAGCUGAUUGAACUUGGGAAGAUUGGUGAAAAAGCCAAAGCUAAAUCAGACAGACUGAGCGUUACAGCAAGCUGUUCUCUGGUUAUAAAGAAGGCCACAGUUGAGGAUGUUGGUUACUACAACUGCAAACAGCUUGAAUCAGGACAUCAACAAUUUGAAGAGACUCAGGUUGUUCUGUCUGUUAUUAACAUGACUGAACAUGAGGACCCUGAUAAGGUGACGUUAACCUGCUCUGUGUCGACAUAUGGACAGUGUGGACACACAGUGAAGUGGCAGUAUGAGGGUAAAGAUGUGGACAAAGACAACAAAGACAUGAAGACAUCGCAGUCUGACUGCACAGUUACUGUGACAUUUCUUACCUCUUCUCUCAAGCAGAAGUCAAAGUAUCAUGAGUUGCUGAAGUGUGAAGUGACUGAUGGCUACACUAACAAAGUGCAGCUGUUUCCCUUCAGCCCUCAGCCCUCAGGUGAGAAAUCAGGUGCAGCUACAACAAGAUCAAUAUCAACAGCAGCACCACCACCGCCACCAACAACACAAGAAGACUGGUGGAGGUUCAGCAUUGUGUCUGUGGGUUUAGCAGCACUCAUAAUAAUCGUUGUGGCCGUCAACAUGUGGACAAGAACUAAAGGGAAAAAAACACAGAUGGAUGAAAACAAAGUGUAUGAUGAUGAAGAUGAAGAUGAUGGUGAACUAUGAAAACUUUGGAGACUCUUCUGCCUCAGUCAGACUCCGCUGAUCAACAACUUCCAUAUCAACAUCAACUCACCAGAGAAAAGACUCCACUGCAGUUAAAUAAUAGCACGUUUACACGAGCAGUUGAAGCCUUUAGAUAACAGAAAUCUAACGAGAUCAUUUUGGGUUUUUUAUUACUGAUUGUUUUUGUUUUUAUUUAUCAGUGUGAGAAAUGUUUGUGUGCUCAGCCAUUUCUAUUUCAGUCUGACUUUGGACAACAAUAUUCAAGUCUUGAUUUCAUCUCAUAUCAGGAAGCCCACUGUAAGUUUCACAAAAUGUCUUUUCCUGCUUCAGUUCAGAAGACAGCAGCUGGAUUUCAACUUCAUUUAACAGGAACGAGCAUUUAACGCUUCCAGCUGAAGAGUUCAGACCUGAGUUUAAGGUUUACUGGUUGUUUUUGAAGCUACAGCAGCUGGAGCUCAGAUUCAUGUCUCCGUGUACAGAAGAACUCAUUUUAAUUCACUUUCAUUUAGCAUUGUUUUUGACAUAUUUGUUGGGAUGUGUAUGUGUUUGGCUUGAAUGUGUUUUCAGCCUUAAUGGAGUCAGUAACAGUAUUCUCUUUGUUAUAUCUGAUAACAAUAUAAUCUGCAAAUAAAGAAAUG
Molecule: messenger RNA, 1621 nt
Organism: Siniperca chuatsi (mandarin fish)
Lineage: Eukaryota; Metazoa; Chordata; Actinopteri; Centrarchiformes; Sinipercidae
Exons: 7
Coding region: 81-983 (300 amino acids)
Biological process (GO): interleukin-15-mediated signaling pathway; T cell activation; positive regulation of ERK1 and ERK2 cascade
Cellular component (GO): external side of plasma membrane; membrane raft
Molecular function (GO): MHC class II protein binding; protein tyrosine kinase binding
Source: RefSeq, a predicted model, not a curated record